UGGUUGAGAGUUGCUGUUUGCCACUUUCAUCAGCCUGUCUGUAGCAAACUCCCGAUCCCACAUGGAUUAUAAGCAUAUUUGAAUAGAGUUUACAGUUUCAAGUAAAUUUCUUCGGCCUUAGUUAAUCCUACUUCUAUUUUCAUAGGCUCAUAGAAUCUAGCCAAUAUGGUGUUAUCUUGCCGGUUUUACAAGGAAAAAUAUCCUGAAGUUGAAGAUGUGGUUAUGGUCAAUGUACGUAGCAUAGCUGAAAUGGGAGCCUAUGUUCAUUUAUUGGAGUAUAAUAAUAUCGAAGGCAUGAUUCUUCUUUCUGAAUUGUCAAGGCGACGUAUUCGUUCCAUCAACAAACUCAUCAGAGUCGGAAAAACGGAACCUGUUGUUGUCAUCAGAGUUGACAAAGAUAAAGGGUAUAUUGACUUGAGUAAACGACGAGUAUCUGCUGAAGAUGUAGAAAAAUGUACAGAACGAUUUGCCAAAGCUAAGGCAGUGAAUUCGAUUUUACGUCAUGUUGCCGAGCUAUUGCAUUAUGAUAGCGACGAACAGCUGGAGGAAUUGUACCAGAAGACAGCUUGGUACUUUGAAGAAAAAUAUAAAAAACAGAAGGCAUCAGCCUAUGAUUUCUUUAAACAAUCAGUAUUGGACCCUUCCAUCUUGGCCGAGUGUGGCUUGGAUGAUCACACUAAAGAAGUAUUGUUGAACAAUAUCAAGCGGAAACUCACAUCUCAAGCCGUCAAGAUUCGUGCUGAUGUUGAAGUUGCUUGCUACGGUUACGAAGGCAUAGAUGCUGUCAAAACUGCAUUAAAAGCUGGUUUGGCUCUGACGACAGAAGAAUUGCCGAUCAAAAUCAAUUUAAUAGCCCCUCCGUUGUAUGUCAUGACAACCUCUACACCUGAGAAACAAGACGGUUUAAAGGCAUUGAAUGAUGCCAUAGAGGUGAUUAAGGAAAAAAUUAUAUCCCUUGGAGGUGUAUUCGACAUUCAAAUGGCGCCAAAAGUUGUGACAGCAACUGACGAAGCUGAGUUGGCAAGACAAAUGGAGCGUGCCGAACUCGAAAAUGCAGAGGUGGCAGGUGACGAUGAUGAAGAAGAAGCUGAGGGUAUGGGUGACUUCAGUGGGGGCGAAGAAGGUGAAGAUGCGGGAAAGGGCGGUAACGAUUCUCAGGAGGAUGAUUAAACAAUAUGCGAAACAAACGAAUUUGUAUUCAUCCUUCUCUAUGUGACCGCAUCUGGCGAGUAACUUUAUCAAGUGCAGAAUCACUUUCAUUGACUUUAUGAUACAAGAUUUUACAAAUAAAGUGAAAAAUAUUAUAAGAA
Molecule: messenger RNA, 1310 nt
Organism: Neodiprion virginianus
Lineage: Eukaryota; Metazoa; Arthropoda; Insecta; Hymenoptera; Diprionidae
Gene: eIF2alpha
Product: eukaryotic translation initiation factor 2 subunit 1
Exons: 6
Coding region: 166-1170 (334 amino acids)
Cellular component (GO): eukaryotic translation initiation factor 2 complex; eukaryotic translation initiation factor 2B complex; eukaryotic 48S preinitiation complex
Molecular function (GO): ribosome binding; RNA binding; translation initiation factor activity
Source: RefSeq, a predicted model, not a curated record